AUGGCAGUUUCUUCAUGUGAUGUGACGACUAAAGUACCAAGAGGAGAAACAAAACGUGUUUCCACUGGACAGAAUUUGAAAGUCAAGUGUCCCGUCCAACACUGUGGGAAGUCAUUCAAUGUCGGCUGGUCUAAAUUCUCUGCCACAUUAGCGAACUGGGAAGCUAUUCCAGAUACGGAGAACAUAAAAAUCACACAGAAAUAUGACAAAGAGAAUGUGAUUUCAUAUUUAAGUUUUGAGCAGGUUUCCAUUAAUGAUGACGGCCUGUACCAAUGUACUGCAGGACACAAUAACGAAGUAGUCGGCCAUUCCAUCAACAUCUCAGUUUCAGAACCAAACAAAGGAGUAGAAAACCCUGAUGAUGAUGCAGACAGUAUUGACGACGGUCGCUCCUCACUAUUCAUCUUCCUGAUCUGUGUUAUUAUUAUAUUUCUGAUCGCUGCAGCGAUAGUGUGGGUCCCCAUGUGCUUUCAUGGAUGGAAACAAACUUGGACUUGCAACAAUAAAAACAAAGCGAAAAUAUCCACACAUAAGACACCGGAAUCAAGGGCCCCUUCUUCUCCCAGCCUGAAAACUCAGAUUUCAGUUCUGAACGACAUCUAUUCUUCAUGUAAACCAGGAACAACAUCACCAUCACCUGCUCUUACUCUCACUGGGAAUGCAAGUGAGAUGAAAGAUGUGGAGGCCAAGUUAAUGUGA
This is a messenger RNA of Poeciliopsis prolifica (blackstripe livebearer), 699 nucleotides long. Its product is annotated as B- and T-lymphocyte attenuator-like. Gene Ontology annotation, molecular function: signaling receptor activity. The coding region runs from base 1 to 699 and encodes 232 amino acids. Gene Ontology annotation, cellular component: plasma membrane. The transcript has 7 exons. Gene Ontology annotation, biological process: immune response-regulating cell surface receptor signaling pathway. NCBI's taxonomy places the organism in Eukaryota, Metazoa, Chordata, Actinopteri, Cyprinodontiformes, Poeciliidae. The record is from RefSeq and is a predicted model, not a curated record.